AUGGCUGCAGAAGACCAACGGCCCAUCAAUGUUGCGGAUUACAAUUUUGAAGAGGUAUGGUUAAUUAAGGCUUGCGGUCUAUAGUGGGAAAUGAAUAGAUUUUGGAAGGAAAUUACCAAAAUCUUGCAGUUUGCAAGAUUUUGUAUAAUGACGGUAGGACAAAAAGUGCUAUUGUUUUUGGUCUUGUAUAUUUUUAGGUAUCUAAAUUGCAAACUUUUUUAAUACGAAAUUUAAACUAUUCGUAGCAUCUAAUAAAGCUAUUUUUAUUCCAGGGAAAACUCGUAGCCUCGGUUCGUUGGCUGAUUACCAAGAUCUAUGAAGACAAUGAUAUUCCCGACAAACUUCAGCGGCUUUUCCUACGAGAUGAUGAGGUUUGUUUUUAUUCUCGCUUUGUUUUGUUUUUAGAAAAAGAUUAGCUUUGUAUUUUUCAAUUUUAAGCGGCUACUCCACUUGUCCCCGAAUCUGGUGGGUGCUUUGGUAAACGGGUCAUUGUACAGUCAAGCAGCCUCCAAGAUUCUUCAAGAUCCUUCGUUACUGACUGUAAGAUUGCUUCAGACAUAUUAGAAACCUUUAUCGUAUUUUAGAAGUCAGUUGGAGCCGUUUUGAAAGCUUUAGCAUCGGCUGAUAUUGAGGUCCGGGAUGCGGAAGGUGGAAUGAUUGUGGAGGAACAAUUGGUUACGGAAAAUCCUUUCAAAUUGGUGAGUAAAACGCAAGAUUUUUUAUGUGUUACAUGUUUAGACUAUUCAUCUUACACUUAUGGAUGCAUUGAUGACAGCUCACAUGAAAUCGAUUAUAUCCAUUGAAAGGGUUGUCCAGGCUGUCUCGUAAGUGUCUUAAAUUGAACGUCAUUCUCAAAAAACUGGGAAUUGUUAUAUUUUUUCGAAAAAACAGAAUGGAAAACAAAAAUCUCUCGUUGUUAUGAUAAUUAUUAGCGGAGUCUAACAUAUAAAGUUAUUUCAGGACCUAUACGUCAGUCGACAAGCGCGAAGAGCCCCUGGAUUGUGUAGACGCCCUCCUUUUUUGGAUAAAUAAGAUCUGCCUCUUGGUCCGAGACGAUGUGGAAAGACAAGGGAUUGCUCUGAGAGGAUCAGAAGAAGGCGCAGAACCCACGAUUCCCGAGAUGGAGGAUCUUUAUGAAGAUCUGUGUGAUGGAACUUGUGUCUGUUCCCUCGCUGCUUUCUAUAGACCACAUGAAGUUAAUUUGAAAGGUAAGAUAACGGGGAAGAUGGGAAUUUUUGGGGAUAAAAGAGAGAAAUAAGGUUUCAUAUGGUGUAAUUGACAAAUUAUAUCGUUUUUUGUCCAAAAAUUUUAUAACAGAUUACCGGUAGUUCUUGAUUACUAGUAAAAAAUUCCUGGCAGUUUGGUUCGCUCCAAAAAUGGAACUUAAGCCCUUCCACCACGACAAGGCUGCCAGAUCAGAAGGGAUUUUUUUUUGUUUUUUUUUUUAUUUUUAUUACUUUUUUUUGAUUUUUUUUUUGUUUUUUGGGAAAAUUAGUUAUAAUAGUGGGGUAAAAAUUACUUGCCAAAAAAAAGUAAGAUUGGAUGCAAAAUGUAAUUGUCAAAAAGUAUCAUGAAAAAUGUUUUGAUAAAAUGAAAACCGAAAAAUAAGAAUAUUAACCGAAAAAGGAUGAUAAAAGGUAUAAAAAAUUAAUUAAAAAUAAUAACAACCGUUUAAAAUUCUUACCGUAUGAAAUCUGGGCACCUGAAGAUAGAUUGUGAGGCCAUUUCUCACAACUUCCUGCACCUCGAUCCUCUGAAUCACCUUGAUCUCGUCUUGGAUCUCCCCAAACGGCCGAUCACAGAGAGUCGAGUCAGGGAUUGGAGUAGGAGUUGGCCUGGGGACACAAGGGCUCUCCUCAUCCUCACUGGCCCAGAUUGGAUCUGAAAAAAGGGAUUGGAACUUACCUUGAUUGGAAGAUGACGAAAAAGAGUCAUCGGAUGGGGGCAGAGGGGAUUUGGGGAGGCUGUCCUCAAAGAGGAAGUCGACCACGGAUUGGACAGUGAAGGAAGCACUAGACAUUGUUGAAACAAUUCGAAACAAUGAGAAAAAUUUGUAAAAAUCAGUUAUGUAGGGCUCACAGACAAAUUUAGAACAGAAUUUCAGAAAUUUCUGCUCUUAAAAUUACCCUGGGUUGUUUUCGCAGAUUUUUUUUUGAAUUUUGCGCAAUUUUAGAGCAGAAAAAAAUCGAACUUACGGAUUGCAUAGUUGCGCGGAUUUGAAUUGAAAUUUGAAAUUUAUAGUUGAAAUACAAUGAUUAUACAAUUAUUACAAGAUGCAGUAUUUACAAAGCACUUUGAUAAUGAAAUUGAAUCGUAUUUUAGGAUUUUUUAGCACUUUUUAUAGGGCUUACUUACUUUGUUAAGAUUUCAGUGAGAAUUGUAAUUUUUAGUCUUGUUUUUGAUGGUAAAAUACGGAAAUAUCGAUUGAUUCGUCAAUCCAGGUCGUAUUUUAGAGUAAUGACGACAUAUUGGGCAAACUGUUUUAUAUUCAUUAAUUGGAGAGCUGUUUUUAGCUCAUAAAUGCUCCCAUAUUUCUCCCCCUUUUUGGUAACCGAUCCAGUGGAGACUUCACACGAGUUCAUCCUCAAAUAAUAUUAGUCUUCCCUCUUUUCUUCCACUCUCAGCCUCCCACUUAAGUGCGGUUUGGGUCAGUAAUGAAAAACCCGGAGGAAAUAUGACCAUUAAACAUUUUGCACGUUCGUUUUAGGGUCCUGGGGCAAAAUUAAGAUAAAGAAAUGGGGUUUUGAGUGGAUUGAGAAGGGAACUGAUCAUGGAUCAGGUAGUCGGAGAGUGGAGAAGGCUUAAAGCGAGAGAAUGUUCAGUUUAGAGAGGAAGGGAUACUGUUUUAUAAAAAGAUUUCUAAUUUUUUGGGGAAGUUUUGUAUUAUUGUAAAAUCUUUGCAGAUAUCUACUUCAAUGAUCCGAUAUCCAUCAACGACUGUCGUUAUAACCUUGGUAUUUUGAAGUAAGUUGAAAAAAUAAUAAGAAUGGUCGGAAAAUUGGGAAAGGGGGGUUUUUUAUUAAUUAUUUUUGAAAAUUUAAAUAUAAAAUUUUCUGAAGCAAUAUCACCUUUUUGAACUUCAGGGAGUUUUGCUCAACCUGCCUGCCUUACAACCCGUUCCACUUUGAGAUCGAGGACAUUUUAUACCUCCACGAAAGCCUUCAGCCCAAUGUAAACGCCUUCUUGACCGACCUUUUCGCCUUCUUCGAAUCCGACCCCCAACCCAUCAGCCCGGUGCUCACGUCUCCAGUCCAACGACGCUUCGUCCCCAUCCAAGGGAUCCCGGAAUUGAGGGCUCACAACUUGGCAACCCGGCCAAUUCAUCCACCCAAAGCCAAUCGAAACUCAUAUGGAAGUAGCCAGAGGGAUAGAAGUGAGUGAUUUUAAUUAUUUUUUUUUUUGGUUUUAGGAUGAUUGAGGGUACUUCUAAUAUUGAAAUUAUGAGAAUGGUGGCUUGGCAAAAUUUAUUUUUAUUUUUUUCGGCUCUUUUUAUGAAAAACGCCUCAAGAGUCCAUUUUUUGUUUGUAAAAUGAUUAUAAAUUGUGUACCACGUUAUAAAGGAAGCUAUGAAAAAGUGCAACAUGACCAGUAGUAUCCUUGAUUUACACAAGGAUAUUACUUUUCCAUGUUUUCCGGGUUUUUGAACAAGAGGAAUUGAUGACUUUUAUGGAAUUCACGAAAAUUUGGGUGCUGAUCUCAAGUUUAAGGUUGUAAACAUAUUUUGCUAGGUGCCUAAGUUAGUUUAGAGGAGACUUUUAUGGUUUCUGAUGUCAAGUUUGGGUGAUUUUUAAUAUUUAUCGAUGUUUUUUUUGCAGCCAUGUCUGUCGCUUCGGCCGACUCCUUAAUGACCACAAGAUCUGGCGAUUCCUUCCGAUUGAACCAACAAAAACCGAAUCAUUUACCGCCGGGAAUCCCCACGACUAAUUUUGGAAAUUUGAAUGUAAGGUUUAAGUAGUGUUUGGAGAUUUCUGAUAUUAUUUUAGGCCGAUGCACCUCAACUUGAAGAGCCGACCAACACCCCGCCUAAUUUCAAAGCCAUGGCCGAAAUGCGCCUGGCCUUUGAGGAAAAACGAAGGGAGCACGAGAAGAAAUUGGCCAUGAACAGGUAAGAAAGAUCUUGAAGGGCUUUUUUGAUCUUAUUUUAGACAUGAAUAAGGUGAUUUUUGAUGAAAAGUAAAAAUUUUUGUUGACGUUUUGACUUUAGUGCCAUGAAAGAAGAAGAGCGCAUCAAAAUGGGUAAGAACGCGUUCUUCAAACUGAUGUCCAAGUCCGGCCAUGAACAAACUCCAAUUAAUGAAGAUCCGCCAAGAUACGAAGGGGCCUCAACAGCUCGAGAAAUGGAACUCACUGCCCAGCUAGAGGACAUCAGAGAGGAGUUAAAGAACCUCAAAGUCAUGCAACAGCAGUCCAUGUCCAAUUUGACGAACGUUGGGAUGUCCCACGCCACUUCCCAGCCAUCAUUGUAUAAUGAUGCCUAUCAGCAACAAUUAUAUGGAACCCUACCUCACAAAUCACCUCAUCAUCCAAUGCCCCAAGCCGUGGGACAACCAGGCAUGCCAGGCCCCAUGGGACAACCAGUUGGACCGAAUGGAAUGCCUCAAAUGGGAUUAAAUCAAAGUUUCGGUCAGCCGAGCAUGGGUAAUAUAAAUCAAAACCUCCCACCCUAUUAUCAAAGCCCCGAGGCUAACAGAAAUUCGAGUUUUGGAAUGCAGCAACAAUUUGCCCCUUCUCCAUACGGCGGCUACCACAUGGACCCGAGCCAGCAUUAUGCUAUGCCCAAUAAUAUCGCGCCCCAUAUGAAUAACAUGCCAAAUUCCCCGUAUUAUCAGCCACCGCCGCAGUAUCCUCAACCCGGCUUUCAACUCCAUCAAUCUAACAGCCAAGGAGCUCUUCAUAUGGCCAGUCAGUAUCAGUCACCCUACCAACAACAGCAGGCAUAUUAUAAUCAAAGUCCGCACCCAUCUAUGAGUUACUCGAUGUACGAACAAAAUGGAGCCAUUAUUUCGCCGCAGGAAGAGCAUUACGCAUCUCCGCAGAUUCCAAAUCCCAACACGUUCCGACUGCAUCAACCAUUCGCAUCGUCGAGCAGAUUGGACCCUCCAUUGGAGCUAAAUCGAAACCUGACCAAUUGGGGAAUGACCUAUCGGGAAGAGAGAACUCCGAGAAGACAGUGGGCUAAUGUUAGUCAGGAAGAGGAGCGGAAGAAUGAAAAUGGAAAUCAGGGAGAUAAUGGUGAGGGAUUUUUUUGAUUUUUGGGUAGAUUUGGGGUAUGAAGGGGAUGUCGGAUGUUGUAAUUGGGAUCAAGAGUAAGAAAUUGAUGUUUUAGUGGAUUUUUGAAGGUUAUUUUGUAUUUGUCGAAUAAGAAAAUUACAUAUUAAAAAUAAAUCUCUAUAAAUUUUACCUAAAAGGAUGUCUGGAAUUGUAUUUUCAGCCGAAUCGAUUCCUCAGCCCCCGGCCCCAGCGGAAAAGAACCCAACCCCACCCCGGGAUCCCCACCGAAGUUCGGAAGAGAUCAGCCAGCAACGCGACCCAUCGCCGGAGAAACCAGUCAUUCCUCAUAACAAUAAUAACAAGUCUGAUGUGACCCCAAGAACUGAGGUGAAAAGGGCCAACAGUGGAUUGGUGAUUGCGGACGUGGGAGCCAAUGGAGGAUCAGAAUGGGUAAGAUCCUUUGUCAGACUUUUGGAUUUGAAUUUUAUCAAGGUUAAGGCGCAAAAAGCGUUUUUUCUCUGUCUGUCUCUCUUCAAUCGGCAUAGUCUCUAAUCAUUUCCCAAUUUCAGACCGCCGAAAUGGAAGCCCGUCGCCAGGCCUUAUUGAUGAAUCAAAUGCGACGGAAAGAGCAGAGCAAAGUGGCCACGGAAGACAAGAAAAGUGAGAUUGAUGUGAAGAUUCGAGAAGAACAACGACGAAAAGACCUGGCCGAGCAAAGAAAGUUGGAUCGGGAGAUAAAAAGACAGCAAGUUUUGGAAGAAUAUAAGAGGAAGAAAGCAGAACAAGAGAUUCAAGAAUUGAGUGGAAGUGUCUCGGCAAGAAGUUCUACCGGCUCCGUGGGCACAAUCAGUCGAGGACAUUCGCAACCGCCUUUUGGGAGACCAAAAAGUCAAAGCAAUGUAAGUAAAAUUAUAUAGUAGUUGAGAAAAGUGGAUGGAUAUCGGGGAAAAUUGAGUGAUUUCGAGGGCUUAGGAUGUAAUUCGGCAGCUUGGAAACAUUUUGAACUUGAUCUUUGGAUCAAAUCUAUAUCAAUUUAUAUUACACUAGGCAAAAUUUUUUUAUAUUUUUUGUAUUUUUUUAUCGAAAAACUAUAUCAUUGGGCAUUUUUUUAAAAAUUUUAUGUUUGAACGCUCGAUUAGAGAACGUUUUCAUGUAAUAUUCUCCAUGUGCCACUUAUUUUUCCGUAAUUGUUUACCCAAUAUUCGAUUGGAAAGCAUUCCGGAAAACACAUUUAUGCCCCCAAAAAAUAUGAAAUUCGAAGAAUUUAGAACGAAAAAACGAAUUUGCGAUUGGAAGUUGGGUGCUUUAUCAUAAAACUUUGGCCAGUUUUUGGGCGGUUUUGCCAUGGAUAAUAUAAAAAUUGAAAAAAAGGUUGGAAUUAUUGGGUGGGAUGGAAUGGAUUUAGAUAGUAUUUAGAACGUAUACCUCGUUAAGAAAGUUACUUUUGAGUUUUGAAAAAAUUUGGAUACCUUUUGAUACUUUUCUAACACUUUUGAGUAUUUUUGGCUGAUGUCUUUUUGCGAGCCUUUCUGAAGUAAAAAUAGGUUUUCAGAUUGCUUUUUGGUAUUUUGUCUUUAUUGCCAAUGGCCAAUUAGCGUGAUAUUGAGAUUACGAACCCCAAAAAAAGACCUUACACCUCACGAAAAGACCCCAAAACGGGGCUCUUUGGGGAUUUUUCGGCGAUUAACAUUUUAUUCUUUCUUUUUUGUGCCAGGGAGUUCCGAAUGGGACUCUCCGUGUGAUUUCCGGCUUUAGUACGAAAAAAGCACGAAGAAAAGAAGCAAAAUUGCCAUGCGAGUGUUGAUAAAGCACCCAGCAACCUGCCGGCCAGCCUUAUUUUGUAGCCCGGAGGCACUUGGAUACUAGAUUCCGAGCUUUGAGACUGUUCUCGAAGCUUUUUGAUUGCAGAAUUGGAUAUUAUUUCGAUUUUUUCUACUAUAAUAUUGAAAUUUUUGGAACUUGGCCGUAUUUUAGCUGCUAUUAUUGGCAGCUAAAUAUUCGGAGGACUCCUUGGACCGCAUUACUGCCUAAUAUAGUUGUUUGAAGAGAAUUGCAUUGAUUUUCUUCCUAAACUUAAAAUUUCAACCCAAUUUUGUGUUAAAAAAGUGGUGAUUACACGCAAACUAGGACCCAUGAUGAUCAUCAACAACUGGACCAACUUUCAGAUGAGCACCCUUCAAAUGCGCACAAUGCAACGACAAGGUCGCGCCCAGAGCAGUGUAACUGAUGAGAAUUCGCUUCCCAAAAUUACGGUGCCCGCUCUUGCAGAUCCAAGUAAGUUUUUUGGGUGUUUAAGAAAAUGGGUAAAAAUUUUGGAGAUCAAGUACGGAAGGAGAAGACUUUUUGGCAAUAUUUAGAGCAUUUUUAGUUUUUCAAUCGAUUUUUUGGGGUUUCCGGUUUUUUUGAAGGUCAUAAAGUUUCCAGUAGAUAAAUUGGGGUAAAAGACGUUCUAUGAAUACUGAGUUAAGAUAUCGUACAGAUUAAAGACGGCAAAUUGUUAAUUAUAUUGCUUUAGAAGGCUAAUAUAAUUGUUUGUAAUGUUUUUUUGAAUAUUAAUGUAAAAUCUUUUUGCAGCUCUCAAAUUGUACGCAAAGGCACAGCCCAAGUCCAACCGGUCUUUAAUCAUGAACGCUCUCCAAUACUCUGUUUUCCCUGGCGCAGUUUCCAAUGAUCAAAGGAACAAAGUGAGUUUUGGGGGUCAAAUAAGACUUAUAGUUUUUACAUUUUGAGAAAAUUUUGGGGGGGGGGGGUUGCAUACUCUAAUCCAGCUGAUCAAGUACAGACAUGGCAAUCGGGCCGGGCUUUUUGCCCCCCGGGUCCCAAGCCCGGCCCGAUGAAAUGUAAUUCCUUUUCCGUCGAAAACAAAAUCUUGUUUACGCUGAAAAACAAAAUGCCAGGCAAAAAAUUGGCAUCUAAAAUUUUGUCGGGACCAAAAAGUCGGAACCGGGCCUCGGGCUUUUUUUUCGGACCUUGGGCCCGAAGCCGUGGCCCGAAAAAAAACCGUCGAGCCCGGCCGGAUGAAAUGUAGGCCCGGCCCGUUUUCGAAAUUUCCAAAGCCCGGCCCGGUUGCCAUGUCUGAUCAAGUAUGACAUAAAUUUUCUCAUCUUCUCUUCUCAGGUCCAAGCUGCCUUAGCUCAAAGCGACUCAAAACACUUCUUGGUCCUUUUUCGCGAUCAUAAAUGCCAAUAUCGCGGACUCUACACCUGGAAUCAACAGGACGAUACUGUACAUCGGAUUGAAGGAAUGGGUCCAAAGAUAUGCAAAGAAGAGAUGAUGCACAUGAUGUUCAAGUAUGAUUCAGGCGCAAAGCACUUCAAUCACAUCCCGACAAAGUCUCUUUCUGCUACCAUUGAUGGCUUCACAAUUCAAGAUCAGUAUUGGCAAAAGGCGAAAAUCCCGCAUAGCAGAGCUGUCUAA
This is a messenger RNA of Bursaphelenchus xylophilus (pine wood nematode), 8628 nucleotides long. NCBI's taxonomy places the organism in Eukaryota, Metazoa, Nematoda, Chromadorea, Rhabditida, Aphelenchoididae. The record is from the annotation of a GenBank genome assembly.